Beta vulgaris subsp. vulgaris (sugar beet) is the source of this 2228-nucleotide messenger RNA. RefSeq lists its product as hypothetical. The transcript has 5 exons. The coding region runs from base 324 to 1448 and encodes 374 amino acids. Gene Ontology annotation, molecular function: RNA nuclease activity. Lineage: Eukaryota; Viridiplantae; Streptophyta; Magnoliopsida; Caryophyllales; Amaranthaceae. The record is from RefSeq and is a predicted model, not a curated record.
AAAAACAGUCCAAGUGGAUCGGUUACAUGUUUAAACGGUAAUUAAAAACAACACCCCCUUAAUUCACGAACUCCACCCAACCACAACCACCUCGACUCUCUUCCCGACUUGCUAUGUUUGUUGUCAAGAGUUUUGUCUGCAAACAGCCAUGGUCGGCCACUAAUAGCAAUAGCCACAAAAUCUACUUGUUGUAUGAAAUCGCUGGCUGCCAUUUUCAGGUAUAUUAUAAUUAGCUUUCCUUCUUGCACCCUAGUUAGUAGUUAAGGUAUUUCAGUAGAGUCUUCAUUAUUCAACCUUAGCUUUCUCCUUUAAACUUGUUACCAAUGGUUAUUCACAAAUGUCGUAGAAGUUUGCAUCAAUUUCAUGUGCCAUAUCUUGAAUUUGCUAGAUAUUGUCAUUUUGAACAACACCCAUCUUUUUAUUCAUCUAAUUCAACAUUGGUGAAACUUCCCCAAAGCAAGAUAGGGAUUUUCUGGGAUUUGGAUAACAAAACCCCGAAUUCGGUUUCUCCUUUUGAGGCUGCUAUUAAGUUGAAAAGGGCAGUUUCUUCUUUUGGGAUUGUUAGAUAUAUGAUAGCUUAUGCCAACCAACAUACAUUUAGUUAUGUGCCCCCUGCAGUUAAGGUUUUUAGGAACCAAAGAAAGGUGUUAAAUCAUUUAGAAAACAAGGGCAUUAUCGAGUCCGUUGAACCGUAUGUAUGUCGGGUUUGUGGGAGGAAAUUUAACAUCAAUGAGAAGCUUAUUUCCCAUUUCAUGAUUCACCAAAGGGAGCAUCAGAAACGGUUGAAACAAAUAGAAUCUGCUAAAGGAAAGAAGAGGGUUGAUUUGGUGGGGAAAUAUGCAAUGAAGAUGGAGAAAUAUAAGAAUGCUGCUCGCGAUAUUUUGACUCCUAAGGUGGGGUAUGGUUUAGGGGAAGAUUUGAGACGUGCUGGUUUCUGGGUGAAGACGGUGUCUGAUGAGCCACAAGCGGCGGAUGUCGCUCUAAGGAGCCAUAUGGUGGAUAUGAUGGAUCAUAGGCGAAUACAGUGCUUGGUCCUUGUCUCGGAUGAUUCUGAUUUUUUGGGUGUUUUGAAGGAAGCUAGGGAGAGAUGUCUCAAGACUGUUGUUGUUGGUGAUAAUGAUGACGGGGUGCUUAAGAGAAAUGCAGAUGCCUGUUUUUCUUGGAGGGAGAUUUUGAUUGGUAAAGCUAAAAAGCAGGCAGUUUCAGUUGUAGGUCAGUGGAAAGAUCGGGACAUUUUGAAGAGACUGGAAUGGUCAUAUAGUCCGAAAUUGAAAAGAGAUGCCUAUAAAGGAAGUAAUGAAUGUGAUUUUGAGGAUGUUCAGAGUGCGGAUGAGGAAGCUGAAGAUUCAAUUGAAGAAGAUGAUGACCCUUUGCUCCGCAAAGAUGAUAAACCGUGGUGGGAAUUGGACACAAAUGUUGAUGGUGCAUCUUCUAAUUCACUGACUUGAUGGCAAACACAUUUGACUCUUAUGAACAGACUACCUAUGUAUAUUAAUAUGAUUGGUGGAAUAUCAUGGCUGCCAUGGAAAGAAGCAAAUGGUUCUUUUCACUUAAUCAUUGAGUCUUGAUACUUGUUUAGUUGGUCUUUUCUGGGCUUGGCAAACUUCAGGGGAAAAAAUCAGAACAUCAUCAUAAAAGGGUGAGUUGGUGUGCCUUCACCUCUCUCUCUGGACACUGCCGACAGCAAGGUACAAUUUGGAAUUCUGUUCUGGUUUAAGCAAAUAAGUCUCUGAACUUGCCCAGUUCUAUCCCCACCUGUGGUCAGCAAAAUUUGUAACGGCGCACAUGCCUCCUCGACUUUGUCUCCAUUUUUAGCAACUUUGAGACAACAUCAGGAUCAAGUGGAAGCCAUGAUCAACCAUGAUUAAAUUUGCCAUAGUAUGCAUUAGAGGUUGCAAGCAUGGGAAACAAUUUGGAUGGCCCUUUCAAACAAAAUGAGUUGUUACCACUGGCCUUUUGUUUCUGUUACGAGGUACAAUGCUAUGGCAUGAAUUCAUGACGAAUACCAUCCUCACAUAGAUUAACUAACUAAGCUAGUUGACAUCCCAGCAAUUGCGACUCCGACAUCGUCUUUAUGUGGUUAUUGUUGAUCUAGUCAGUUUAUUUAUGGAUGCCAUUUGGCUGGCUUUUCACACUCUGUUAAGUGUGAUGUACUAUGAUGAAAUUUUGGAUAUUGGUGUGAUUGUUUUAAGGAUGUGAUAAUUACAUAGUCAUUUGUUUUUGGAUUA